Messenger RNA from Lytechinus pictus (painted urchin), 2681 nucleotides. RefSeq names its product histamine N-methyltransferase-like. The transcript is spliced from 3 exons. The record is from RefSeq and is a predicted model, not a curated record. NCBI's taxonomy places the organism in Eukaryota, Metazoa, Echinodermata, Echinoidea, Temnopleuroida, Toxopneustidae. The coding region runs from base 258 to 1145 and encodes 295 amino acids.
GCACCUACUAUCAUGACCAUGCCCAUUUCAAAUUCAUUGUAGGUCAACGGAGUUUCCGCGUGUCCUCAAACGACCAUGACCGCCUUGACCGGAAAUAAAGUAUAACAAACAACGCAUAUGAAAUAGUGUAACAGGCUACAAAUUCACCACUGACAUUGAAGUUCUUCAAUUUUUACUACUAAGAUCCAGGAGCGCCUUGACCAGUCACUCAAUUUGCUUCGGCCUUAUGCCUGUAUUUUCAGUUCAGGUGGGAAGAAAUGUCUGCUGAUAUCUAUAGCAUUAAACCUCUGACAGAGGAUCCGAAGCGAUAUGAAGACGUAUACUACAAUGUUUUCUACAAGAUCGCCCAAAAGGAUGUUGUUUUAGAAAAGGUGAAUCAAUAUUUUGAUAACAAAGUGAUAAAGAUGCUCACUGAUGUAUUUGGCUGCGAUGAAGAAUUCAGUCUACUAGGGGUUGGAGUCGGCGAGGGUCCUCACGAAUUUCAUUUUCUGAAGAGUCUGCAAUCCUACUAUUCAUCAAUAUGCAAUGUUGCUGUGGAUCCCAAUGAAGGCAUGUUACAAACGUUUAAAGAUAGAAUUUCUUCUUUAAAUUCAAAUGGGAAAGGCUCUGUCUCCUAUCAUGAGUUCAGUGGUCCAUUAUCUGAGUUUGUUGCUGGGUGUCCAUUGGCGAAGAAAAAGUACAAUCUUAUCACAUCCAUACAUUCACUCUACUACACAGGUGACUUUGAAACGACCUUCACCCAGAUGACAUCCAUGAUGAAAGACAAUGGUUUUAUCAUCAUCGUAUGUAAGAACGAUAGCCUCAAUACCAAAACAUUCCACAAGUUACCGUGGCUGUCAGAGAGCACACAAUCAAACGAACGACUGUCGUCAAAGACUGUAAGAGAGUUUGCUGAAAGUCAAGGUUAUAACGUCACCACUGUCGACAUAUCCGUCCAAUGGGACAUCACUGAGCUAUUCAAAGACCAGUCAGAAUUUGGAGACAAACUCCUGGACUUCUGCACCCAGGCAGCAUACUUUCGACAAACAGCGCCCGCUACGAUACUAGAUGACCUGAUUGCUUUUUGGCGUUCAAUUUCGACCCAGGAUGACCAUGGACGUGUUUUCGCCCCUGCCCAUGAUGAAAUACUUCUUGUCUCAAAAUAAGUCACCAACGCUGAUUUCUUUUAUCUUUAAGACUAUAUACGACCAAGAUUAAUUUCUAUUUAACAUCUUUGAAUUUUGGGUGACAUAAAUAUAGUCCACAACUACCCUGGUGAGUGGUGACCGUAGAUGUACCUCUCAAUAGGUGCCCAAGCCUUCCGAGAAAAUUCCGAAGCCCACUGGACAAAGUUACUAAAAUAAUUUAAUUCGGUCUAGAUCUUCAAUUUCAGUCUAUCACAAUCACGCAUAUCGUGCUUGUGUUGCACAUAAUUAUUUGGAAGUCUGUCUUUCAGCAUGUUCAGGCAACAGACAAAAAAAGCUGAUUAUACUUGUCUUGGUAUGAUUACAGCUCCUCUAAUAUAAAAGCCAUAUCACUCAAUAGUCUUAUCUUAUUCUUUAUGGUCAACUUGGAGUAAGUUUGGAGCAGUAUGGUUGAAUCUGUUAAGUUACAGGCAAGCUUCUAUACGUAAAUAUUAUUAUAUGAAAUAUCGUGACCGCCUGAAUGCAAAUUUUACAAGUUUUUGGUGGAACUGUCACCUACAUUAUGAUAUUGAUGUUUUACCUAUGCCGCUGAGUAUUUUCACCAAUUACUGGAAUUGAUGAUAUUUUCCGGUAAUAAUAUUAACAGGGAAGAGAUUAAAUAAUGAUUAUGAUGAAUCUGAUAUAACUUGCAUACUUACGUUUCCUGCGACAUUUUAUUAAAGUGCAACUGUUUGCCAAAGAAUCGCUUUUCGAUAUGGCAAAGAUAAUCAUCUUCAUACUAUUGUUGAUCGUAAUAAUCUUAUCUUACGAAGAAUCGAUUUGAAAAUCGUACUUGGAUUGCUCUAUUCAAGUAGCCAGGAAUUAUAGUUCAUGAAAUACCACACAAGGACAAGAUGAGAGGAACAUUAUUUUGGCAUCGUUUUAGAGAAGAUUAACUCAUUGACCAGAUUGAUAUGACAGUUCGACUAUAGAGUUAGACGGCCUAAAUAAUUUUGUCAGUGUAGUACUCAUUAUUCACAUGGGUAUCAAUCCAUUUUUUCUCCCGCAUUAUUAUAAAAACCCAGAUUCAUUUUGUAGUUUAACCCUUUUUUGUUCUUUUCAAAUUUGUCGGGACCAAUGAACCAAUUUUACCUCCAUUUGUUUGUAGUGAAAACCUUUUAAAUCGUUCCCAUGGCCCUGGGGCGUGCCCCCCCCCCCUGAAUUUACGGUCGGUGUAUACCAUCCCUCCCCCUCAUAUUGAUGUAUAUGUUGCUUAUAGAUAUUUUUUUUUAAUGAAUAUAACCAUUAAUUUAAUAUUGAAAUUAUCACUUUCAGCGAGUCGGCUUUUCGUCAGCGUAUUUUCCCUUUUCCAAUAAUACGCAAUCAAAGAGAUUCAAUCGAAGUGUUAGCGCCACCUACAUGUCGAAAAAGGUCAAUGUUUUCAUACCGUUCUCGCUCGCACCCUUUCCAAUUAUUACACGAAAAAAAAUCUUCAUAUAAACUUCACAUUAAUCUUAAUGUUGUCAUACAUCCAGUAAAAUAAUAAAAGCAAAUGAGAUUCAUAUUUGUUUUAUUCAA